AUGACCUCAACAUCGUCGCAGCUGCAAAGGGGCUUGUCGCCGGAAACAUCGCUUUUGUUGACGAGGAUGGUCAUUCUGUCAAUGUGGCCAUGUUCGGCGCAGGCGGAUGUCUUGUACCAUGCCGACCGGAGAGAAUGCGAGAUAUUAAGAGUGAUGCAUGUGCUGUCGUUGUGUGCGUUUGGCAUAUGUUACGGCAUCGAGCAGAUGCGAACAGGCACACUCAGAUCUGCUAACCCGAACAAUCGCGUUCUUGCACUCAUUCGAAUAUAUCUAGGCUUGAGAAAGAGACUUCUUUUCAUUCCUUGCUACAUGAACCGAAAGCUCAGCAACUUCUUCACACAUGUAUUUUUGUUACAGGGAAAGGUUCGUGACUCAUAUCCACAGUACAAGCUCUCCUUAUUCUCCCUGUUCUCCCUGUUUUCAGCCCCCGAAGAACUAACACAACUGAUGUCAACAGGCUACCCAGACCUCGCUUCGAAAAUGUUUCUUUCCGCUGUCUCAAGCGUGCAACGAGAAAAAGGCCUUCUAAUUCCUAUUUUCAUCCUGACUGAUGCUGAUCCACAUGGAAUCCACAUUGCCUUUUGCUACAUUCGCGAUCUCCCAAAUUGUAAUGUUCGGUGGAUUGGCGUGCGCCCGUCGGACAACGGUUCCUUAAUUCAAAUAAGAGAAUCGGCCUUGCUGCCAGUAACUUCCGCUGAAAUUACUCUUGCAGACGGUAUGUUGCGGCACAUAGCUUGCUGCGAGACGAAAGAAGCAGAGUCUUUCGCACCGUUAGCAGCCGAGCUCAAUCUCCUCAAGGCGACGGGGAACAAAUUUGAAAUUGAAGCGUUGACAUGUACAGGCCUUGGAGAAGAUAUGUCAGGACUUCUUCGAUACCUGCUUAGCAGAACGUGA
Molecule: messenger RNA, 894 nt
Organism: Chondrus crispus (carragheen)
Lineage: Eukaryota; Rhodophyta; Florideophyceae; Gigartinales; Gigartinaceae
Exons: 1
Coding region: 1-894 (297 amino acids)
Cellular component (GO): chromosome
Molecular function (GO): DNA binding; DNA topoisomerase type II (double strand cut, ATP-hydrolyzing) activity
Source: RefSeq, a predicted model, not a curated record